Penicillium roqueforti is the source of this 1455-nucleotide messenger RNA. RefSeq lists its product as uncharacterized. Gene Ontology annotation, molecular function: protein binding. The transcript has 2 exons. Lineage: Eukaryota; Fungi; Ascomycota; Eurotiomycetes; Eurotiales; Aspergillaceae. The record is from RefSeq and is a predicted model, not a curated record. The coding region runs from base 1 to 1455 and encodes 484 amino acids.
AUGGGCUUUUCACUACCGCCAGAGUUGACAUCCAUUAUUUUGGAGUACAUUUCCCACGACGACCUCCAUUUAGCCAAAUAUGCAACAAUCAGUCGCGACUGGCAGGCGAUCAUCGAGAGCAAAACAUUUUCAUCCCUCAAAAUCAACACCCCCAAGCGGUUAGCAGAAUUCAAUGAGCUAUCAUGGGACCGAAGAAGGAGCUAUGUUCGAAAGGUCGAUUUGAUUAUUCAACUGGAGUCAUACUAUGAUGAUGACGACGCGUUCACGCGCUACGAAAAUGAAGGGGAGAUGCAACGAAACAACAAGAUUUUCACCACAUCGAUCCACUCACUUUUCAUUACUCUGGCCAAAUGGCCAGCAAAAGAAGAAGCCGAAUUUAGUCUUUCGAUUGAGGCCCGGUCCCCCGAUGAUCUUCUAGGUCAAACCCCUGAGGCAAAGAGGGAGCGGGAAAAGCGGAUAGAAGAAUCUUACCCAAGCAAUGAUUUCCAGGAUAAGAGAUUCGAAAGAUCAUACCUUCAAUUCAAUGAGGAGGUCGUUGGUAUCAAAUGCCCGGCCGUCCCCACAAUCACUUCCCUUGAAAUCAUGGGAGCGAUAAAUAGAAGGAAAAUUGAACCAGCUUCUUGUUCUUUCAUCGUGUCGAAGUUUCCUCGACUAUACCGCCUAGUGCUUUAUUUGAAUGAUUCUUGCAAAUGGGACCCAGAACUGAGAAAACGCCAUAGAAACGAUUUCGCGGAUUCUAUUCUACUAUGGCCUGCCAGUAUACGGCAGCUCCACCUUGACUUCUGCUAUAUGGCCCCUUUCGAUCAAAACUAUUCCCCAGCGGCUUCAACUGUAAAAGGAAAAACAGACCCGCUAAGCUCGAGAUUACGGGAGUUCUCGCAACAAUUGAAAGAAAUGGGCGGGGCCCAAUGUGUGCUUGGAAAAGAAGUAUUCUGGCCCACAGAUGAACAGAAUCACAAUCUCCAGCUUCCCUUUUGGCCCCAUUUUACCGAUCUGUGGUUGGGAUACGAGCCGGUGACUCCAAGUGGAAACUGGAUGUUCGCAAAGGAAGAACCUCAAGAAUCUAAAGAUGAGGAUGAUUAUGACUCGAGUGACCCAGGCUCAGACUAUAAUGAGAUGGAUGACACCGAUAAAGAUUGGAUUGCCCCGGAGGACCGCAUGGGCAAAAUAUUCCGAACUAAGCCCAUUCACGAGUUGUUCAAUGCGUAUUAUCUCUCAGCUGCCAAUGCCGCUCUUUGCAUGCCCAAGCUGGAUAAUAUGUUUUUGGAGGUGACGAACGGCUGGAAUCGACACGAGUUUUGGUACAGGGUGAGGGAUGGAGUAGCGAAUGCGACCUGGUCUAGUGGUGAUGAUCCGAAAGCAUUCGAGCCAAGCGAUGAAGUCUUACAACUCUGGAAACAGGUUGCUUCCGCGCGUACUGGAGGUGAUCUUGGAGUUGAAUUUGACCUUCUCUGA